AUGGUGCUGGUGCCGGUGCUGUUGGGGCGCUUGUCACAAUGCGGUCCAAUCAAUGGAACGACGUCCGAGAUUGUGCACAUGGGCACACAUGCACAUGUCCCAGCGUUGAGUAGUGCAACCAAUCAGCGCACUGAUACCCAAUCCCAUUCGGUGCCUAUUGGUGAAAACAAUUCCGGUUGUGUGACAACCACAUGUACAGCCUUGAACUCACGCUACUCACGUGACACAAAUUUGUCCAGUACUUUGAUCACCCCAUCCCGUUCGUUCUCCGCCAAUUGUUACGCACCGUAUCUGACCCCGGAUUAUCAUGACCCGUCAGCACAUUUGGUGGUGGAUCACGGAUUUGUUUACAAAUCGAAUCGUCCCGAUGAGGACGGUCCAAUCUCCGAGCUGUUAUCUUUUCCUAAUCGGGAUAGUACACCUCCGUACACGUCAAACUCCACCCGAUCCACAACUCAGUCCGGACCGUCGACACUGGCUGAUCAGUAUGGACAAUUUCACACGGUUGGGAAUCCGUUUCAAACCUUGGUGAAUCAAUUGGUCGCAACUCGGGAUGGACACAAUUAUGGCUUAUCCCCAGUGCAUUUGGGAACAGAUGUGAAAGAAGCACACCGGAUUGGUAGUUUCCCGGGAAUCGAAUAUGAUCCCGUAGAGACUCAGAGAAAGACAAUCUAUACGGAUUCCGUCAAUUUUGUCCCCGAUAGUGUUUCAAUCCCGUACGAUUUCGAUCAGUCUGUUGGACCAGAAAGUACCAAUUUAGUCUACGGUCGCCGUGAUGAACUAUCGACUUGGAACAAAAUACAGUCAGAAGAAUGUCAUCCCGUUUCGGGGGAACUGACAAUCAAAGGAUCUCAACAAAACCCAAUCGAAACACGACUGUACCCGGAUUCUCCUAAUUUAUCGUCUAACAUGUAUUCCCGUGCCGAAACCGUAGGUGUCAUCCACAGUACCCCGAUCAAUGCGUUUCUGAUUAACGCCUCGACCGUGGCCACUAGUAACACCACAAACAGCAUCGGCACGUCAGUAUCGACAAAAGCAACCACAUUAACAACAACAACCGAAACAAUACUAACUGGAACUGAUUGUCGGGGUAACAAGAUGUCCGGUUAUCUGGAAAAAUCACGAUCCCUGUUAGACAGUUCAUCCACCUCGUCCGCCGCUUCCCGUGGUUCCAGUGCUCUAGGGGAAUCAUUGACCAGAUCAAGUGACUCUUCGUCCGGACCGAUCGGGGAUGCGAUACCCGGUCGCUUUCUACUCAAUUCCACAUUCACAAUGACACCGGAUAAUAGUACCGUGGAUUCCAAUCCGACCGCAUUGCACGGGCUGACCAGCGCAAACCGGACGGAACUGCGUGAUUCGCAACCGGACUCUGCGGAUUUUCCCAGCUCCGUCGGGAACACGACGAAUAACAAUGGGACGUAUCUGAAUUCGACCGAAUCCGGUCCCUCGGUUCUACACGAGUCGAAUUCCACAACGGAAUGUGUAAAUGUAUACCAGAAGACGACCGGGCCCCGGCAAACAAGCACGACUAAACGUGGUCGUACUCAAUCCAUGCUCACCAGUCCGACCAUGCAGCAGAGAACGAGAACCGAUAUGCUUCUGACCGAUCGUCCGUCCGGUCGAAAGCGUGGACGUGUGCAACGCGGACCCGGGCAUCUGAUCUCGUUCGCAGAGAAUGGUCUACUACACAGUGUGGAUUCCGAUCAAAUGGACACGCAGUCCGGGAAAUCGUACAGUGAGAAACGAUCGAACACAACGCAAUCGAUCAGUCCCAGUGAUGAUGACUCAGACAGUCUGGGUGACAGUGAUUCGGAUCCGGACGGGGAACAAAAUAAAGUGAGUUUUCGGGGCAGAUUCCUUUUCGUUUUUUGGUUUUUAUUUGAUGCUGUUUACAAUAUUCUUACCAGUAAACAUAUUAGGAUAUAG
This is a messenger RNA of Echinostoma caproni, 1926 nucleotides long. NCBI's taxonomy places the organism in Eukaryota, Metazoa, Platyhelminthes, Trematoda, Plagiorchiida, Echinostomatidae. The record is from the annotation of a GenBank genome assembly.